AUGGACGGGGGUAUUCGCCGAGGUACCGACAUCUUCAAGGCUCUCGCUCUGGGUGCCUCGCACUGUUUCGUGGGCAGGAUCCCCAUAUGGGGCCUUGCGCUCAUUCUCCAGUACGACGGCCAAGAGGGUGUCGAGCUAGCGCUGAAAAUUCUCAUGUAUGAGUUCAAGGUGGCUAUGUUGCUGGCCGGUUGCAAAAGCGUCAAGGACAUCACUCAAGAUCACCUGGUGUACAAGAAGGCGGACGGGAUAUUGGCAAAGUUGUGA
Colletotrichum chrysophilum is the source of this 264-nucleotide messenger RNA. RefSeq lists its product as uncharacterized. The transcript is spliced from 3 exons. The record is from RefSeq and is a predicted model, not a curated record. Gene Ontology annotation, molecular function: oxidoreductase activity. Bases 1 to 264 code for a protein of 87 amino acids. Lineage: Eukaryota; Fungi; Ascomycota; Sordariomycetes; Glomerellales; Glomerellaceae.